UCUUUUGUGGAGGUCCUGAAGAAAUCAAAUUCUUUCCUGCCACAUGUAACCCUUGCUAGUACGCUGUUGGCUCUUGUCUUUCCGCCUUCUUUCACAUGGUUUACCAACAGGUUCUUGAACCUUGUUUAAAUAAAUUGGUUGGUCAAUAAUUGAAUAUUUUGUUUACACUAUUCCAUUAUAGAGACAAUGAGCUACUUCCAAGGAAGGUUGACUUUUAACAUCACUGUGCUAAAAAAUGGAGUUUGGCUGAAUGCAGUUGUGGUCCUUGUGUAUACAUUUUCUUUUAAAGGGGAAAACUAAGUGAAUGAAGAGGAAAGAAGAAAAAAUUCAUCCAAUCACAGUUAGAAAUAUAUUUUGUAUAUAUUGGCUUGUUACGUAAAAUGCAUUUGGAAUUAGUGAGUACCGGGUCUUUGCUAUUUCUAUGUUGACUGUGUAUUCUCUUUGCUGCCUAACAUGUCGGGGAAGCUUUAGUUCAUUUUCUAUGUAAAUUGUAAUUCAUUGCAUAAAACACGUGUACUUUUAUUGUAAGCACACUUUUCAUCCUAUAAAUAACUAACCUUUGUUGUAAAUUGUAAUAACAGUCCCAUGCUCAUGUGGUGGGCACUUUUGCAGUUUUCCAUUCAUUUAAUUAAACAGACAUGGACAGAGGGAUCUAAUUGUUUUGAAAUCCAGAUUAAAACAUUUUGCAAAUUACAGAAUGAAGAGUGAACUACAGAUUAAGUUGUAUUUCCUGCCCUGAAGUAUUCUGGUGCAGCUAUUGGAAGGUACUAUGCACCUGCCUUGGGGUUUUUGAUGUUUGCAGUGGGGGUUAAUUCCAGCGAAAAGGAUUUCCUCGAAGCUUUCAAGAGACCAACAGCUAUUCUUGCUGGUUAUAUUGGCCAAUUUCUUGUCAAGCCGCUUCUUGGAUAUAUUUUUGGCAUUAUCUCAGUAGCAAUAUUUGGUCUUCCAACUCCAGUAGGUGCUGGAAUUAUGUUGGUAUCUUGUGUUAGCGGUGCCCAGCUCUCAAAUUAUGCUACUUUUCUGACGGACCCGCCAAUGGCCCCUCUAAGCAUUGUCAUGACAUCACUGUCUACAGCUACUGCAGUAAUCAUCACACCACUCUUAUCGCUCUUGCUCAUCGGAAAGAGACUGCCUGUUGAUGUAAAGGGAAUGGUGUCCAGCAUUCUGCAGAUUGUAGUUACACCAGUUGCUGCAGGGUUGCUUUUGAAUCGGUUCUUUCCCCGAAUAUGUGAUGCUAUUCGGCCAUUUUUGCCUCCGUUAUCUGUAUUAGUUACAGCUUGCUGUGUUGGAGCACCACUUGCUAUUAACAUUGAGUCUGUUACGUCUCCUUUUGGACUAACCAUUUUGUUGCUUAUUAUUGCAUUUCAUUUGACCGCUUUUGUAGCUGGUUAUUUCCUUACUGGCAUGGUCUUUCAUAAGACACCUGAUGUCAAAGCACUACAAAGAACACUAUCCUAUGAGACAGGAAUGCAAAGCAGUCUUCUGGCCCUUGCCCUUGCAAACAGAUUUUUCCAAGAUCCACUUGUUGGAGUGCCUCCGGCCAUCUCUACUGUAAUCAUGUCUUUGAUGGGCUUCUCUCUUGUCAUGGUUUGGGCCAAAAGGAAAGAAUAAAUAGACAAAAUAGAUCUCAAAUUCUUUGAAGUUGGCUCAGUGGUUCUCGAUGGCUUGCAUAUUAAUGAAGUGCAAUCAAGAAUGACUGAAGAGUAUUUUUGUUUUUCUUUAGUGUUUUUUAAAAUUGUAAACUUUUAAUUUCUAGUGCUAAGAUUUGUAUCAACUCAUUUUGUAAUUUGUAUAUUAUGCCUAAGGCAGUAAUUAUGGAAUUGAACAUGAUUCACAUGGAAAA
Molecule: messenger RNA, 1843 nt
Organism: Prunus dulcis (almond)
Lineage: Eukaryota; Viridiplantae; Streptophyta; Magnoliopsida; Rosales; Rosaceae
Product: probable sodium/metabolite cotransporter BASS6, chloroplastic
Exons: 6
Coding region: 793-1611 (272 amino acids)
Cellular component (GO): membrane
Source: RefSeq, a predicted model, not a curated record